Messenger RNA from Solanum dulcamara, 826 nucleotides. Its product is annotated as classical arabinogalactan protein 26-like. The record is from RefSeq and is a predicted model, not a curated record. Bases 267 to 641 code for a protein of 124 amino acids. The transcript has a single exon. NCBI's taxonomy places the organism in Eukaryota, Viridiplantae, Streptophyta, Magnoliopsida, Solanales, Solanaceae.
GUUUGUCAGACAGAAAAUUCCAUAGACUAUGAAUGGCAACAAAAGACCACUAAGGAAAAGGACAAACAAGCUCCUAUUCAUCCUCAUGUGAUUUCUCAAAAUUUUGCAUUAACCAAUCUUGUCCCAUUGCCAAUACAUUCCAAGCUGUCUUCUUACUAAAUACAUUCUUCUUGAUAAUCUACCCUUCAAUCAUAAUGUCAUUCCUGUCACCAAAGAUAAUACCUUUACUAUUUCAGUGCCACGAAUAGUCAAAAGGGUGUCCAUUAAUGGCUUCCACUUCCACAAAGCCAUUCUUGAUUCCACUCAUGAUUUUCUUGAUUUGCCAAUCUUUUUCUUCUUCUCUAGCUAGCAUGCCAGCUUCAACUAUUUCAGCUGCACCUGCAUUGCUACCAAAUCCACCAAUAUCUUCACCUCCACUAUCUCCAGAUAUAACUCCUCUGUUUCCUUCACCUGGUGGCUCAGAGCUUGCUCCAAGUGAUUCUUCACUGCCUACUAUACCUUCAAGUCUCAGCCCACCAAAUCCAGAUGCUAUGGUUGCUCCUGGACCUUUCAUGCCAUUUCAGCCUUCUGCCUCAUUUCCAAUUCACUCUGCAAUUCCUCUAGCAUCAUUUAUUAGUGCAAUUCUGGUCUUUGGUGUGUAAUGGCUGCUGCAUUGUUAGUACAGAUUGGAUUCUGGUAUAAUUCAUUGUUUUUAUAAAAUUUCACCCCUCUUUUCUCCAUCAUGUACUACAGAUUUUGUUUUUGCUUAUCAGAGUAAACAAUCACCUAGGGAUAAGUUAAUGGAGAUGUUUACCAUUCUUGUAUCAAAUAAGAAGCAAUGACUCCA